AUGGCACGGCAGGCGUUCAACGGCAUCGGGCAGCUCGAGUUCUUCUACCGGCAGUUCCCGGAGAACAUGCGGAGCGUGGCGGGGGCUCUCUACUGCUUGGGGUUCGCCCUGGCGAGCUACGCCAGCGGGGUCAUGGUGACGGUGGUGCACCAGGCGACGAGGGGGCGAGAGGGGCGGCCAGACUGGCUGGCGCAGGACCUGGACCAGGGGAGGGUCGACCUGUUCUACCUCGUCACAGCCGCCAUGGCUGCCGUCAACCUCGUAUACUUUGUUGUCUGCGCCCGGUGGUACAGGCUCAAGGAGUCCGACGACGACGAGGACAACUCCCAUGCCGACGAUGGCGUCCAGCUCGUCGACGGAAGCCCAAGAAAGUCCGCAAGUGCCACGCCGGUUUAG
Messenger RNA from Aegilops tauschii subsp. strangulata, 396 nucleotides. Its product is annotated as protein NRT1/ PTR FAMILY 2.11-like. NCBI's taxonomy places the organism in Eukaryota, Viridiplantae, Streptophyta, Magnoliopsida, Poales, Poaceae. The record is from RefSeq and is a predicted model, not a curated record.